Molecule: messenger RNA, 984 nt
Organism: Phacochoerus africanus (Common warthog)
Lineage: Eukaryota; Metazoa; Chordata; Mammalia; Artiodactyla; Suidae
Product: olfactory receptor 56B1
Exons: 1
Coding region: 1-984 (327 amino acids)
Biological process (GO): G protein-coupled receptor signaling pathway
Cellular component (GO): membrane
Molecular function (GO): olfactory receptor activity; G protein-coupled receptor activity
Source: RefSeq, a predicted model, not a curated record
AUGUCUGCCUCUCCAAAAAUCUCCAACAGCUCCCAAUUCCAGGUCUCUGAAUUCAUCCUGAUGGGAUUCCCAGGCAUUCACAGCUGGCAACACUGGCUCUCUCUGCCACUGGCCGUACUCUACCUCUUAGCAAUUGGUGCCAAUGUCUUCAUCCUCAUCACCAUCUACCAAGAUCCUGCUCUUCAGCAGCCCAUGUACCACUUCUUAGGCAUCCUCUCUGUGGUGGACAUGGGUCUGGCCACCACCAUCAUGCCCAAGAUCCUGGCCAUCUUCUGGUUUGAUGCCAAGGUCAUUAGCCUCCCUGAGUGUUUUGCUCAGAUCUACGCCAUUCACUGCUUUGUCGGCAUGGAGUCUGGUAUCUUUCUCUGCAUGGCUUUCGACAGAUACGUGGCUAUUUGUCACCCUCUUCACUACCCAUCAGUUGUCACCAAUGCCUUCAUCUUAAAAGCUACCUUGUUCAUGGUGCUUCGGAAUGGCUUGCUUGUCAUUCCAGUGCCUGUGCUUGCAGCCCAGCGUCAUUAUUGCUCCAGGAAUGAGAUUGAGCAUUGCCUAUGCUCUAACCUGGGGGUCACUAGCCUGGCUUGUGAUGACUGGAAGCCAAAUAGCAUCUGCCAGUUGGUUCUGGCAUGGCUUGGCAUGGGGAGUGAUCUCAGUCUUAUAAUAUUGUCAUACACUCGGAUUCUGCGCUCUGUACUUAGACUGAACUCAGCUGAAGCUUCAUCCAAGGCUCUGAGCACGUGUAGCUCCCAUCUCAUCCUUAUCCUCUUCUUCUAUACAGUUGUUGUAGUGAUUUCAGUAACUCACCUGGCAGAGACUAAAGCUACUCUGAUUCCGGUUCUACUCAAUGUGCUACACAACGUUAUUCCCCCAUCCCUCAACCCCAUGGUGUAUGCGCUUAGGACUAAAGAACUCAGGGCAGGCUUCCAAAAAGUGUUUCCUUUGAGCUUAGAGAAGAAAGUAAGGCACCAGAAAUCUUCCCCGUGA